UGAGAGCAAGUCAAUAAUCCAAAUGCUUGCCGUGGUGUACACCCAUGGCUGUCAUGGCAGCCAGUGACACAUUGAGCCCUGCCGCUGCAAAGCCUCUUCGUGAUGAUCGCCUGAGCGUCCUUGCGCACUGCGCCCGUGGGGGGACCAUCAGCUACGGCAUACCCAGGAAACCUGCACCCCAGGUCCGACAGGAGAAGCUGCCGCCCUCGGAGCCAGAGUCGCCGCUUCUAGCGCCUGCGCUUCCCCCACCGGAGGUCACUGGCGAUGCCGAUUUCCUGGAGGAAGGUGAUGAACUAGGCGCUAUCGAGGAACCUCCACCUGCGAAGGUCAUGAAGCCCGCGUACCUGGGCCAAUACUUUGGCAACUGCGUCGCGCGACUGGAUGGUUCCAGCGAAAGGCCACCCAUGGGCGGCAAGCUGCAGGCUGGGGAGCCAAGGGCCAAGUCCUAUGCGCCGGUGAAGACGCUGGGGGAGGGCGUCGCGCCCUGCUACACACACUUGCCAAAGUGGUCCUUUGGAGGAGGCAAGUCUCGAAGUGAGACGCUGCAGAACUUACCCAAGAGCCAUUCUUCUGCCAGCUUGGCGAGCCUCAAGCGCCCCAAGGGCCGCAGCUUGGCCCGCGGCUUCGGCAGCUCCGGGCGCAGCAGCUUGAAGCUAUCUGACACUCCCGGUCCAGCAGCAUACAACCUUCACAGACUUGGUGACGAGGUUCCUGUUUGGGCUUCACAAGCUCGACUGCCCUGGGGAACUCGCACAGGCGGGCGCUCCAAGCUGCUGAACGCCACUGCCUCGGACGUGGGCCCCGGGGAGUACACGGCAGAGCACCAGCUGAAAACGGCUGCGCCCAGUGCCAAGAUUGGGCAAAAGCUUCAAGAGGCUCCAGACUCUCGGAAAGACUACCCAGCAGCUGGCCACUACCCGCUCGGAAACACAAUCGGCAACGCAAAGCCUUACAAGCAAGGUGCCAAUCCUGGUACUAUGGGCGCAGGUCAGAGAUCGAAGCAUCAGCCUACUUGUAGCCCUGGUUUCAUGUAUGACCCACGAGUGGAGCCCACCACCCACGCACAGACCUGGAGCCAGGGAGAGCGGAAGAGCUGGCUGGAUGCAGACCCUGAUGAGCCUCCUGGGCCAGGAGCUUACAACAUCAAAGAUUUGAGCACCGACAAGCGCGGAGGGUGGUCAAAAGAUGAGAAGCAGUUUCGGAAGAUGGAAGGCAUGGGGCCUGUUGAUGGGCCUGGUCCCAACGAAUACAGUGUGCCGUUCGAAAGGCUUGGUUGGGGCGUCAAGUUUCGUGGCCGCUUGGCUCCUCCUAAGGAGGAGCUGAAGCCGGCAGCUGCAGACUACUACCCAAUCAUGGACCUUGUGACACACUGCACUGGUGUGCCAAAGCCGCUGCACCGCACGACAGAGCGGCGCAGCAUUUUCGAUGUCAGUGCUGGCGGUCACGAGGGUGUGGCAGAGGCGCUGUUGAAGAGGGCGUUGAAGAGCUUGGAGGAGAAUGGUCAGGGGGCGGCCGAGCCACAGAAGCUGUCUAACAAGUGCCCCAACUCAAGACACAGCUGUGGACCUGCCAGGCAAUCGACGCUGGCCAGUGUGUCCCUUUAGUUGUCUUUGCCAAAGCAGUUUGUGAAGAAGGUGCAGGCCGCCUGGACCAAGCAUUUAUCACCAUGUUGGGAGAGGUACGAGAGCACUACUCCGAGCUGGUCAAUGCCAGCGCGGCGAAGCGAGAAAGUACGCGAGGCUUCUUGCGACAAUAUGUACGGCCCAUGGUCGCUUGUGGGUGCGAUGUCGGAUUGGCGUCCAACUCCAUCUAUCAGAGCAGAUGAAACAUCUCAGAAUAUGGCAGGGCACACUCACAUGACAACACAGCGUGUUCUUUUGACCUCUCCGGACAUGUCGUGCCCGAUUGCUGGACGUGGCUACUACGAUACUCCGUGGGAUCAAAUCCAGGCGGAACACCAGGCUAAAUCCCAUGUCCAAGUUGCUGGUCCAAUCAACUUCGACAAGACCAGACAGCAGGAUGAUCCGUUGAUUGAGAAGGAACAUGUUGUAGUACUCACCACCCACGAUACUUCUUUUCGCAGGACCUGUUGCAUCCUCUGGCAAGGAUUGGUUUGCAUUUGGAAAAUGCAGAUCUAUGUUGCUUUGUUGUUCAUCCGAACUUUCUGGGGC
This is a messenger RNA of Effrenium voratum, 2171 nucleotides long. NCBI's taxonomy places the organism in Eukaryota, Dinophyceae, Suessiales, Symbiodiniaceae. The record is from the annotation of a GenBank genome assembly.